GCGCUCGUCUGCACCCCCUCGUGCACUCGUACGCCCCCUCACGCCCUUCUGCACCAGCGCCCCCCUAAUCUUGGGUUUCUCUCUGGGAAGAAUGAUGACAGUGAAUAAGGGGGAACCGCGGGCGGAGACCUUUCCCACGUUACUUCAUUCAUAGCUUCCCCCACCCCCGCCCCCGGCUCCAGUCUCCGAGGUCGGUAGACGCCAGCCCUGGUUCCGCGGGCGGCGCCCGCUCAGUGCCCCUGGACACGAUCCCCGAGCUCCCCAGGGGAGCUCGAGGGGAGACGCUUCUCCCUGGGGUGCCUUUUCUGACGCUGAAAGCCCGCGUGCUGGACAAGGCCUCAAGUGCGGGCUGGACCAGGUGUGGCCCUCUGUGCAGUCAGGAGCCCUGUGAUAUACACACAAGCCGAGGUCUCCCCUCUGUUCCGGCAAGUUCCCGGUAGGACCUGAGCGCGCUGACCUGCCCCUGGCCCAAGGGCCCCUGCAGACCCCAGCGGUCACGGGGGAGGAGGGCUCUUCUUGGAAUCUGCGUCCUCAGGAAUGUCCUGCUUUGGGGCCAUUGCCUCAUCCUCACCCCGUUCUCAUGGUGGAGAACAAGGACUGGAAUGCGACCGUGGCCACCUGCUUCCUGUGCUGGCAGAAGGAAGUCCCCAGGAGCCAAGCCUGGGUGGGGUGGAACGCUCCUGGCAAUGACUGAUCUCGUUGCUGUGUCUGUAGUGCUGCCUCUUCCGAACGGGGAACAGCUGGAAUCGUAUGCUGUGUAGCCUUCCCAGGGGGGCCCAGAGCUGCGCUAGACCAACAGUGAGCACAUAAAUAUUUGCUGGACAAAUGAGGACAGGACGAAAGGAAGGACCCCCGCACUUGCAGCAGAGACGGGUUCCAGGCACAGGGGACGCAGUAAACGUUCUUCAUAGAAAUACCAAGGGGACCUCAGCCAAGCACAGGGGGAAGGGAUCCUGCCCACGCCUGGUCCGCAGGGAGACCGAAGGGCACCGAUCCUCGCGCCUCCCGGAGCCUCGGAGCGCCGACACCCCAGGGAUGCCUGCGCCCCAGAGGACCCCCGCCCGCAGCCCCUGCGUCUUCCCCGGGCCCGUCUGGAGCAUGCUGCCUGCAGCCAUGAAGGGCCUUAGCCUGGUGUUGCUGGCCGCUCUGCUGUGCUCUGCUCCCGCUCAUGGCCUGUGGUGCCAGGACUGCACCCUGACCACCAACUCCAGCCAUUGCACCCCGAAGCAGUGCCAGCCAUCGGACACGGUGUGUGCCAGCGUCCGGAUCACGGAUCCCAGCAGCAGUAGGAAGGACCAUUCCGUAAACAGGAUGUGUGCCUCGUCCUGCGAAUUCGUUAAGCGGCACUUUUUCUCAGAUUAUCUGAUGGGCUUCAUUAACUCUGGGAUCUUAAAAGUAGACGUGGACUGCUGCGAGAAGGAUUUGUGCAAUGGGGUGUCUGAGACCAGGGGCAGCCCCUGGGCCCUGGCCGGAGGGCUCCUGCUCAGCCUGGGGCCCACCCUCCUCCGGGCUGGGCCCUGAAUCCCCUUCCCUCCCGCAGGGCUUCUGAGCUUGUCCCCUGGAGCCUGUGGCUGGCCCCUCCUCAGCCUGGCCCGGCUGGGGCCGGGUGCAGCCUUGGCCUGGCUCCACCAUUGGUGGCCCUCACCCUUCCCUGUCUCUCCACCAACUCCAAGUCCUAGCCCGCAGAUCAUCUCCAGGACACUAGGUGUCGGGUGGGCAGGAGGCCCGGGAGUGAGGGCAGGGGGGCUGGGACCCCCAGGUCUCUGAGGGAAGCCAGGCUGAGCCAGGCCCAGCCCAACAGCCUAGCUGUGAGGGCAUCACCUACAGAGAAAUAAAGUCACUUCUGUGUCCGGAGACCUGGGUCUGAACCUGGGUGUGGGAGGCAGGGGCUUCCUGGCAGAAAGCAGGGAAUGAGGCUCUGAGAAAGAGCAUGGGGCAGGCAGGCACUGGGCCUGUGGGGGCUGUGGGUGCUGGGCUGCCUGGGGGACCUUGGGCCCCCGUGAGGUUUGGGAGCGAUGGGAUGGGGGAGGGUUAGAGUUGAGGUGAACCAGGUCACAGUGUGGGCCUGGGGUCAGGGGGAGCCCUUACAACCAUGCAUGCACUGCGAACACCAGAUGCACACAGUGUUGCUCUGGCACACACAAAUUCAGUGGUGUCCCCUGCGGCCUGCAAGUGGGACACUUGCAUCCACACCCACGCUCACAUUUCCACACGCUCACUCCCACAGGUGUGCACACGCGUGCACAUUACACCAUGUACACCCCACCAGCACGUGGAUUGGCGUGCCUCAGCGUAGACACACCCACAUACGCCCACGUCUCACACACAGUGACACACAGACACACAUGUCCUUGUGUAUGUGACUCCUGUCCCUGCUCUCCCUCGCUCUGUCUGGGCCCCAUGGAUGAUCAGACCCGAGGGCAGCUCCCCUGAGAGCAGCUGGGGCUGCAUUGGGCUCCCCUGAAGCCCUCACAUGCUCGGAUUCUGCCUCUUAACCAGACGCUUCUGGCCCUCACCCUGGGUUGAGCAGCACCUUGGACAGAAUCCUGAGGGCCAGCCCCCGCGUAGGGCUGAGGAAGUCCACCCCUGUGUGGGAUGGCUCAGAGGGACCCCGCGGGGCCUUCGGGUGGGAGGAGGCAGGUCUUAGGGUGCUGCUUCUCCUGGCCUUUCCUGCUCUAGCCAUGGGUCUGUGGUCUCAUCCUUGCCCCCAAGUCCAGCCCAGCCUCCUGCACCCACUGGACAUGCGACUCACCACAUGAUACUCGGCAGCCAAGCCAGGCUUCCUCUGGGGUCAGGUCUUUGGCUAGUUCUUCCUCGUCCCUGUGUGGCCGACCCAGGCCAUGGUCACCCCUUGGUCCUGGGCUCCUUGGAAAGUACAAUGGCUCCACUAAGAGCUGGCCUUGACCUCCAUUCCAGGCUCAUCUGAUGAGCCAUGGAGAGGUAUCUGGGGUCCAGGGUGAGUGAACCAGAGAGGACAGUUGGGUCACUGGAGACUGCUGUCAACUUCCUGCUGGUGGAAAUAGCCGAGGGACAUGUCCGAGGGUCGUCUCUGCUCUGUUUUAAGUUUGCUCUGAUGCUCUGCGAUGUACCCCAUCCUGCCCCCACCCAAACCUCAGUAAAGUGUGCUACCCAC
This is a messenger RNA of Hipposideros armiger (great roundleaf bat), 3133 nucleotides long. It is a transcript of the gene LY6H, whose product is annotated as lymphocyte antigen 6 family member H. Gene Ontology annotation, cellular component: plasma membrane. Gene Ontology annotation, molecular function: acetylcholine receptor inhibitor activity; acetylcholine receptor binding. The record is from RefSeq and is a predicted model, not a curated record. Lineage: Eukaryota; Metazoa; Chordata; Mammalia; Chiroptera; Hipposideridae. The transcript is spliced from 8 exons. Gene Ontology annotation, biological process: acetylcholine receptor signaling pathway. Bases 826 to 1521 code for a protein of 231 amino acids.